UCACUGAGAGACCAUUUGAUUAUAUCAGCGUACACAUUAGAAGAAUUCGCUUGCAUUGAUACUGUUCUGGUAAGGGCGGAUCUCUUAGCUACUGUCGCAUAAUUUUAACCUGCCCGGCUACGUGGGCCGGGUAAGAUUUACCUACUUUAAUAAAAAAGAGGACAUGAACGAAAGACUGUGCGGAAACGUAAAAGUGAAUUUAAACGAGGUUCACACGUAACGUUUAAAAAUUGAAUAUAAAAAGGCCAAUGAAUAAAACUAUAAAUAGCAUAUAGAUAAAAUAUUGGAGUCGGAUUUUCUUUCGCUAAUGUUCCUUCCGUUUUGCAAGUGGAAAAAAUGAGGAAAAGGACAGGCUGCACGGAUGUAAGAGCCUUGCGGUUCUGAAAAAUUCAUGAAGAAAAUUUGAUCGAAUAUUGAGAAUGCGGCCGAAACUUGUACCAUGCAUGAGCCAAUAUUAGAAACUCAAAGAUUACAGACGCAGUAUCAAGUGAAUUCUUCCAAUAUUUCGUGUUUCCUGCCAGCAGAGAUCUCUCAGGACGAGGCAAAAAUCUCUCAUUUUUGCCUCGUCCUGAGAGACCUCUGCUAGCAGGGAAUGUUUCGUGCAGACUACGUUGAAAUAAUCCUGGAAGGUGCACUCCUAAACUAAAAAUGGACUUAGCGAACUGCAAGAAGUAACUUAUCAAUUCCUAAUAAGGUGAUGUUACACAAGAUGACUCGCAACGGCGAUUUUUAGCGCAACACAGCGUUUCAACAUUGUUGCGACAUAGAUUCAAAUGAUUACAGCAUUGUUCCAACAUUGCAACGCUGCGUUGCGCUAAAAUCAUCGUUGCAAAUCGUCCCGUGUAACAUCACCUUUAGGCCGCCUUAAGACUUCAAAAAACAAUAAUCAAGUUUUGUGAAGAAUUAAUGUCCCAGACUAAUAUUGUCAAACCCAAAGAAUUCACGUUUUCGUCCACCUCCAUUCUUUCCAGUUCCUACCUAAGCCAAAAGACACAUAUUCAUCAUUUUUAGCCAGACAUGAGGUCACGGAUUUUCAGCAAGACUCUUAUAGUAAAGUACUCGGGGGAAAGGUAAUAUUAGCACAAAAAUACACUGAGACAAAUGCAUAAAUCCAGUCAAAUGAAAUAUCAAACAAAUUAGCCCCUUUAAAAAACCAGGAUAAAUAGAUAUCCCUGAAUAAACAAAUAAAAUAUUUUGUUUUUCAAAAAAGACUUGCCAAUUUGUAAUUUUUGAUAAAGUCUCCGUUGGCCACGCGGGCACAGUCAUGAAUCAGGCACACACCUAACAGGAUAGCGAGUUCCCACAUACUCGAUCAUGAAUUCCCUAAGACGCCCAUGGAAAAAUGCCAUUUUUUCAAAUGGGAUAUAGCAACUUUGAGACCACUAGUAAUCAUAUAACAUUUGAACGAUAAUUUCUCAGUGUCGUAUGCUAUGAUCACACCGGCCGACGUUACAACACAUAUCGUCUUAUGUAGCAGGGUGGUAAAAAGAUUUUGUGCCAUUUCUUCAAUAGUGUUUCUUUCAAUGAUAUUUUAAUUUUGGAGUGAAAAUUUCCAAAAAUUUAAUCAAAUAUAAAGCUUGCACUGAAGUUGUUUGCCAUGUGACAAAAUCAGAAGGGUUAUACAAACGAAAACUGGUACCAUAAUUACUGCGCUUUUCACAAACAUGCGAACUCUAAAGUUCACAAGCCGCCUUCCCAAUUGUGUUUUUCGCUGCCGUCAAUCAUAAUUACGAUCACAAGCAACGAACCUGGAAACACAGAAACACACAAAACGGAUCGAAAUCCACGAAUCACAAAUCACAAACCUUGACCUUUUGAACCCCCUAAUAUAAAGUUUUGUUUCCUAAGAGGUCCGUUACAGCGGUGAUCAUAUUGGCGUGAACACCUAAAAUAUGUCUGGAAUGUUUAUUGUGAUGUAACCAAUUACAGACGAGAUCAUAAAGGGGCGGUGUUAUGAAGUAUCUUGCAAAACCAAUAGAAUUUUUUUUAUUUAGUGCAUCAAUGACGGAAAUUCCUCCAAAAGUGGCUUGGUUUUUGGCAUUCUUAUCAUGACCAUACAUAAGAACAGUUUCAAGAAGAGACAGGAGGGAAGUACGCUCAAUUAUAACUUUAAGAAAGGAAGUGAAGACGUUUUCAGACAAUUAAAAAUCGCUUUAAGACUAUCACUGAUCGCAGUUUUCUCUGGCCUUGCAGAAUGCCUUUCUCUUGUUUUUCAGUGGCUAUUUUGUUCCGCCACCAGAACUCUAGCCCACCAUGUUAAAUAUAUGUGAGAAAAAUGUUCUUGUUGAAAGCUUUGUAUGUUUAAGAGCAUGAUAUUCUGCGGAUAAUAAUCCCUCCUAAGUUGUUUUUAGCUCAAGACCAGAAAAUCAAAAAUAUUUUUAGAACCAUUGGCCUAUUAACAAACGAAUUAGUCUAACCAUGAAGCAAGUUUUAUCCGUGAAUUUCUCCGGGGCACCCAACGAGAAUAGUUCAAAACCACUUAAACAUGGCAUUAUUAAACGUAUUUUAGUAUUUAAACGGUAGAUAUAGGCUUAUUUUUAUCCCCUAAAUAUUUUUCAUCUGUUCGGAUUUCCUAGCUAGCUGAAAGUCUAGCGAUCCGAAAAUUAUAGGGAUCAAAACCUACCUUUUCGAAAAUUUCAGCCAGAAAAAAGGCUCUGGAAAAUUUUAGGUGACCUUUCUGGGUAAAAAUCCGUUAAAAAUGGGCAAUUGUACCAUAUUUUAGAUGUUCGAAAAUCCUAGGAGAGGCAGGCGAGCAAAAAAUUUUACGACAAAUGUUUCCAAAAUUCUAGAUCUCAAAUCGUCUUCCGAACAGAUAUUUUCCGAAAAUUGACGUUGGGUGCCCCUGAAUUCUGUCUGUAAAGUCUUGAGUUUUCAUUUUUUGAAAUCUUGAUUAGUUUGGACCUUUGAUCGAUGUUUUGGUUUCCUUUACAGAAAAUGAUGCUCUCCGUAAGUGCUCGCUUACAGGAUGAGGCAGUUACUUUCUAUCGCGAGAAAAAAACCACAAAAGUCUCUUUCGGGAAGAGUUUCAGAGAUAUCUACUUUCUGGCAAAGAAUUUAUUUCAUGCAGUUUCUAAGUUGUGAUGUGUGUAUUUUACGAUCACAAGCAACGAACCUGGAAACACAGAAACACACAAAACGGAUCGAAAUCCACGAAUCACAAAUCACAAACCUUGACCUUUUGAACCCCCUAAUAUAAAGUUUUGUUUCCUAAGAGGUCCGUUAAGAUGAUUGACGGCAGCAAAAAACGCAAUCGUCAGUUGGCUUUUGAACUUCAGAAUUCGCAUGUUUGUGAAAAGCGCAGUAAGGCCCAAGCUGAAAAAUGAAACGCCAACAAGGGCAAAAAUGAUGCCCUGUUUAAGGAUGGAGACCCCAAAAACCACCUACCCUAUCGCCGAUCACGAAAGACGUUUCCCGAAACAUCCUUAACCGCGAGGAGCGAGUACAGACG
Molecule: messenger RNA, 3448 nt
Organism: Porites evermanni
Lineage: Eukaryota; Metazoa; Cnidaria; Anthozoa; Scleractinia; Poritidae
Source: the annotation of a GenBank genome assembly